CAACGGUGAGAAAGGUGUAUCAUGUUAACUCGCCGGAACAUGUUACCGCUUCUUCCCUCUUUAACCCUAAGCUGCGACUGGCCUCUCUUGCUUAAAACCCCUACUCCGCCUGGCAUUCGGUUUCGUACUUUCGUUAUCUCUUCUAGGAGGCGUCGGCGGAGGCGGAGGCUUCGGCGGGCGGCGGCGGCGGCAAUGGCCUUCUCCAUCCCUCUCCGGCGAGCGUUGUCUGCUGUGUUCCCUCGUGCUAUCCGGUUUCUUGGAAGAAGCUACUAUGGCGGUCACCAUUCCGCCCUCCUCCGUCCCAUGUACCUCGAGGGGAUCGUUUGUCGGUCAACCAUAGGAGAACGAACCCCUCUCUCUUUCCCUUCUCUCGCUCUCUUCUCUUCGGCGACCAAGAAGCCGGCGUCCGACGCCAAUCUCCUCCGUAUCAUCGACGAUGAGAUCAAGUACGCCGAAGACUCUGACGACCACGGCCGGGUAGAGGAAAUACCUGAAGGGUUUCCUUUCGAGAUUCAAAAUGAGAAAGAAAUGAAUGUGAUCACUCUUAAGAGAAGCUAUCAGGGUGAGAAGAUUGAAGUUGUGGUUUCUAUGCCCAGCCUUGUCACUGGAGAGGAACCAAAUAAUGAUAUGGAGGAUGACCAUGAUGAGGAUGAAGGUGGUGGCCGUGGUGAGAAGCCUAGCCAAUCAAGCAUCCCGUUGACUGUUAAUGUCUCCAAAGGAGAUGGCCCCAGUCUGGAGUUCUGCUGUACUGCUUACCCAGAUGAAGUUACGAUUGAUAGCAUGUCAGUGAGCGAAAAUAAAGAAUCUGAUGAGGAGAUGAUUGCCUAUGAAGGCCCUGAUUUCAAUGACCUGGAUGAGAACCUUCAGAAAGCCUUUCACAAGUACUUGGAGAUAAGAGGCAUUUCGCCGAUGACCACCAACUUCUUGCACGAGUACAUGAUAAACAAGGAUUCCCGUGAGUACUUGCAUUGGCUGAGGAAUUUUAAGCAGUUUGUUCAGAAGUGAAAAUCUGGAAAAUUUUGCCAUCAAGGUAGCAGCUUGAAGAUUAUAUUACACCCUUCACAAAAACGUCCGUUCUGGAAGAAUAUGACCUAGGAGGAGCACAAUCAGCUGAUUACUAAAAUUUUUGACAUCCAAGCUGGUAUUUGGAAUUUUAAGGUGGCAGCUCGUAGCGUGCAGAUGGUCCGCAAAGAUCUUUCGGCCGGAGGAUCCCUGCAUACUUGUCCACAUAAGAAACUGUUCUUAUGGCACAAAAGAAAUUGUGGAUGCCUUAGCUAAUAAAUUGACACUGAUAAUAUUCUAUCUAAAUUCUAAGGAUGCAGCUCAUACUAUCAAUUCAGUUCCACAAUGUUCAUGCAUACUUGCUAAGAGGAUUAUCAGUUGCUGCGGUGAAGCAUAAUCUGAAAGAAC
This is a messenger RNA of Elaeis guineensis (African oil palm), 1410 nucleotides long. RefSeq lists its product as uncharacterized. The record is from RefSeq and is a predicted model, not a curated record. Gene Ontology annotation, cellular component: mitochondrial matrix. NCBI's taxonomy places the organism in Eukaryota, Viridiplantae, Streptophyta, Magnoliopsida, Arecales, Arecaceae.